Hyla sarda is the source of this 2452-nucleotide messenger RNA. RefSeq names its product desmoplakin-B-like. Gene Ontology annotation, cellular component: growth cone; dendritic spine; neuronal ribonucleoprotein granule. The annotation marks the transcript as partial. The transcript has a single exon. The record is from RefSeq and is a predicted model, not a curated record. Gene Ontology annotation, molecular function: mRNA 3'-UTR binding; protein homodimerization activity; translation regulator activity. Lineage: Eukaryota; Metazoa; Chordata; Amphibia; Anura; Hylidae. Gene Ontology annotation, biological process: negative regulation of translation; anterograde axonal transport; regulation of dendritic spine development.
GGCCGAAAAGGAAGCUACAGUGAUGGCUGUGGAUAAAGCAAAAGUGCUGAAGAAAGUACAUGUGGAGCCGGGUGCUGCGCUUACUGUCACUGACAGAGUCCUGAGUGAAGGAAAUGUGACAUCUGAACCAGAGAUGGAUCCUGACUGGGAAGGUAGAACCAUUAAACCAGAUGUUGUUGCAGACCCCAAGGCCCUUGAUGUCUCUGCUGGACAGCAGAGAGAUAAUGUUGAAGUGAAAGAGAAGUCUGCGAGUGAGCAGAGAGACAGCGAGAAACUGUCCAGGAACUACCCUAAGGCCCAUGGGACCAAGUCCCUUGCAAACGGGAAGACAACUCCUAAAGGAGGAGAAGAGCUGGAUCAAGUUGGCUCAAAGGAAGAGACAGGCCAAGAACAGGUGACGGUCAGAAGACAAGAGAAUGUCUCAAGUUCCUGCAGCGAGAGUGAAGAGACCACUGUAAGUAAGAGAUCUCGGAAAAACCGAGCUGGACUUUGUAAGAAAAGAGAGCAGAUCCAGAAUCUUGAAGAAACCUUACAGAUGAUUUCUUCAAAAUUGGCACAAAAAGAAGAAGAGGUGUAUUACCUGAUGGAGGACAAAGAAAAAUCGCUUGUAGACUUGAAGAAAGAGAAAGAAGCGAAGCUUCAGAUGCAGAAAGAUAUGGAGAUCCACCAAAGUGAGCUUGUGGCUCUGCAGGAUGAGCUGUUCCGCUCCCAGGGUCAUGUGACCAGCAAGGAGAGCGAAUUGGAGAGGCUGGUCCAGCAGUUGUCACUCAAGGAGGAAGAAGUGAAUGUUCUGUCUGAGGCAUAUCGGGCUCUACAAAGUGAUCACCAGGCUAGGUUGGUAGCCAUGGAAGAGCUUGAGAAUGAGAAAGUGGUAAUGGCUCAUAAGGUGCAGAGCCUGGAGGCGCAGAACGAAAUGCACAUUAAGUCUCAUGCAGCUACCUUGGAUUCGCUGGGAAGGCAGAUCUCCAAACAAGAGGCUCAGCUAAAAGUCUAUGAGCAGAAAGUGUCCGAGAUGGAGCUACUGAGUAAAGACAAUGAGCAGAUGAGACAACAACUGCUGUCCCUGGAAGAUACUGUCAAUAACUUGACAGAAUUGCUAGAAAGAGAGAAGGUGAACUCCUCUAAACUCAAGAGUGAGCAGCAGAAAAACUUAAAGCUGGAAGGGGACAUGAAGGUCCUAAAAGAAAGCAGUGACCAGGCUGCAGCAGAACUGCACAAAGAGAAACUUGCCGUUGGGAGACUUGAAGCGCAAAUUGCUCAGUUGUAUGAAGAACUCAGAAUGAAAACCGAGAGUCUGCAGAAGAAGCUGCUGGAGAUGGAGAUGCCUCCUCUAAAAGUGUCAGAGUCUGAGCGAAGGGCUCAAGAAACAAAGCAGCUGAAGCAAGUCUCACAAGAAGCUCCGGAGUCUGGAUGCAGAGUCCGUGAUCAGAAAAAUAAAGGCGGUACAGACAUGGAUGGUCGGGGCCAGAGAAGCUCACACUACAGUCCAGCCUUUGGUGAGAGAAGGCAGAGGCCUGAAAGGACUACCUUGUUUGCAGCCAGUGUCCAGGGCGUUGCCGUGAGCAACAUGAAGAAGGUAGGAGGCUCCAAGGAAGUCUUUGGAACACCAGUUGUGAAGAACAGUUUCUAUAAAGUGAAGCUGAAAGUUCCUGAAGACUUGCAGCAGAUGUGCGUAAAGGAAUCGGCUCAUAAAGACUUUUCAAAGGCAGUGGAAGCCUUUUCGGUGUCUUAUGACUCAGAGAAUGCCCAGCUGGUCAUCUUGUCUGACAAUGAAGUUACCAUUCAGAGGGUGAACAUGUUGGGUAACAUCCAUUUCCGAAGUCUUCGAACAAAAUUGUCUGUGAUAUCGAGAAUCAAAGAAGCCAGAAAGAAUCUGGAAAGCUUAUGUCUGUCAGUGUCUAGAUUCCAUGUGCAGUUUGAUGUACGAAAAGACUUGAUGCGCUCAGUAAUCGGCACUCAUGGCACAAAUAUACAACAAGCAAGGAGAAUCCCUGGGGUGACUGCUGUUAUUCUUGAUAAAGAUACAUGUACGUGUCAUGUGUAUGGUGAGAACCAAGAUGCUGUGAAGAAGGCAAGAAGUUACCUGGAGUUGGCUGAGGUGGUAAUGUGGGUUCCCCGAAACUUGGUGGGAAAAGUCAUUGGGAAGAAAGGAAGGCACAUUCAGAAGGUUGUCGACCAGUCAGCGGUUGUCAGAGUGAGAGUUGAGAGUAAUAAGAAGAGCUCCCAAGACGAGGGAAUGGUCCCCUUUGUAUUCCUGGGCACAAAGGACAGUGUUACUAAAGCAACCAUUCUACUGGACUACCACCUCAAAAGGUUGAAGAAAGUGGACCAACUUCAGCUAACUCGACCAAAGAGAAGGACAGAUGCAUGGUCGUGUGUGCACUGUCUUUUGAAGACAAGUGCUCAUCCCCAGUGGUCUGAGCAGAGGGGGGGGAUAUGUGACAGUGUGGCA